Megachile rotundata (alfalfa leafcutting bee) is the source of this 11541-nucleotide messenger RNA. RefSeq names its product vacuolar protein sorting 13C (gene Vps13). The record is from RefSeq and is a predicted model, not a curated record. Gene Ontology annotation, biological process: protein retention in Golgi apparatus; protein targeting to vacuole. Lineage: Eukaryota; Metazoa; Arthropoda; Insecta; Hymenoptera; Megachilidae.
CAAGUAACUGAAAUGUAAAAGUAGUAUUGGUAGAAUCAAGUAUAUAUGUAGAAGCAUUGACAGUAUCACAUUUUUGCACGAUGCUAUCAUAAUAAGUACAAAAAAAACUUAUAAUCAAUCGAUAAUUGAAUGUAGUCUAUUGCCUUCGAUAGAUUUCAAAGUCAGAUUCAAGUGUGGCGUAACAGUGAAUUACUAUAACAAAAUCUUCAAUCGUUUACUUACAAAGAUGAUGACAGUAAACAAGGACAUUACCCGUGAAUAAAUUAUAGCGGUCACACUUAUUUCUUACGUAUUAUUUUUAUUUAUUAGAUACACAAAUCUAUUUUAUUUACAUAGUAAACACAUUUCUUUAAGGUUAUGCGAUUCUUUUGUAUUGAUCGGUUAUAUUAUUCUACAAUCUAACAAACAAAUGUUGAAUUACUCGUUUCUGUUGAUUUUAUAAACAUUUUCUACUAGUUUCAAUCGAAAAUCGAAGAUGGUUUUUGAAUCGAUCGUUGCCGAACUCUUAAAUAAAGUGUUAGGGGAGUAUAUUCAAAAUUUGGAUUACACCCAAUUAAAACUCAGUUUAUGGGGAGGAGAUGUAGUAUUAACGGACUUAUUGAUAAAAGAAACUGCAUUAGAUGUUUUGGACUUGCCUGUUAGAUUGGAAUAUGGAAGAUUAGGAAAACUUAUAUUAAAAAUACCUUUCAAAGAUAUGUGGAAUGGGCAAAUUGAUGCAGUAGUCGAAGAAUUAUUUGUAUUAAUAGUACCCACGAGUCAGGUUGCAUAUGAUGCAGAGAAAGAAGCAAGAGUGCAGCUUGAAGCUAAACGUGCAGAACUUGCAAGAGUUGAGAAAUCAAAACAGCUGGCAGAUACAAAAUCACAAGAAAAAUUAGAUGAUUCAAUGAUUGAAAAGCUUAUUGCUCGUAUGAUAAAGAAUAUUCAUGUAGAAAUAAAAAAAAUCCAUGUAAGAUACGAAGACCAUGUUUCGUUUAAAGAUCAUCCAUUUUCCGUCGGUUUUACGCUAAAUAAAUUUAUCUUGGAAAGUUGUACAGAUACAUGGGAUGUAAAUGGUAAUUUGAAAGACAUGUAUGCUAUUCCACAAAUUUACAAGUUGUGUAUGCUAGAUGGUUUGGCUGUGUAUAUGAAUCCAACUGUAGAACAGUUUAGUAAAGAUUCUCAAUCAAAUUAUUCAACUCUUUUUUAUGGUGGUAUCGCAACUAUAGAUUAUAAUCCACCUGGCUAUCAAUAUUUAUUGGGUCCAAUAAAUGUCAAUGCAAAAUUGAAAUUAAACCCAAAACCAGAAACAGAUGGAAGUAAUUAUACUAUUCCCAAGGUGUGGUUGGAUUUGGAGAUGCAAAAAUUAAGAAUUGGUUUAGCAAAAAAACAGUAUCGAACCCUUGUCCAGUUAGGCGAAGGAUUAGAUCAAGCGCAAAAAGCUGCACCUUACAGAAAGUAUAGACCAAAUUUGACAUCAUAUAGAGGACACUAUAAAGAAUGGUGGCAUUUUGCAUACACUUGUGUUUUGGAAGAUACAGUACGUAGAAACCGUAGGAAUUGGGAUUGGAAUCAUAUGAAAGAACAUAGGGACACAUGUCGUAGUUACGCUCAUGCGUAUCAGACAAAACUAACAACUAAAAAGGUUUCGCAAGAAAUCGAAGAUCUUCUUACAAAUUGUGAAAAGAAAUUGGAUAUUUUCAAUUUAGUUAUUAUUAGGCAACAAAUUGAAAUGGAAGUUGAAAAAUUGGCAGAAAGAGAAAAAAGCUUAAAAGCAAAACGUGGUUGGUUCGGAUUUUUAUGGUCUAAUUCUCAAACAGAAGAAACACAGGAGUUAAACUCUGCCGCUGCGAUAAUGCGGAAAUUUGAACAAGCCAUGACACCGCAAGAAAAAGAAAAAUUGUAUAAAGCAAUCGAUUAUCAAGAAAACAGCGCACCAGCUCAUUAUCCUGAAACAUACGAAAUGAUCGAUACACGAUUUCUUUUAUUGGAACUUCAAGUUAUAUUUUUUGAUACAGAUAAGAAAUAUCCAUGUAUUUUGGACCUUCAACUUCAUAGCGUUAAAGCCUGUUUCAAAUCAAGGCCAGCAGCUAAUGCUAUUUUAGUUACAGCAUCUAUUAACGAGAUGAAACUUUUAGGAACAAAACAGGGUGACCAAGUUCCGUCGCUUUUUAAUUCACACCAACAUAACAUAGAUGAUGUUUUAUUAUCGAUAUCAUAUGAGAAAAAUCCUCUUGAUAAAUUAUGUGGUGAUCGCGUUAUAGUAAAAUCAACAUCUGUGGAUAUUAUUUAUGAUGCACAAACUGUAAUAGAAUUAGUUAAUUUGUUUAAAGUAGAAAACUCGUCUACUUUAAAUCAACUUCAAGCAGCUGCAGCAGAACAGUUAGAAGGUUUGAAAGAAAUGUCGGCUCUAGGUUUAGAACAUGCUAUACAAAAGCACUCUGUGUUAGACAUACAGGUUAAUAUGCAAGCAUCUCAAUUAAUCAUACCGCAUGACGGAUUUUAUAGCAGUACGAAAUCUUUAUUAGUAAUAAAUCUUGGAAGUUUGAAAAUGAAUUCCUUAGAGAAAGCAAAAGAGGAUAAAACAAACGUAACCGUUAAGCAGUUGAUUAGUAUGGGUAAAAGCGAAGAAGAUGUGUUAUUGCAUCUGAGAGCACAUAGUUAUGAUAAAUUUGUUUUAAAAAUAGUGGAUUUUCAAGUAUUAGUUUCACUACCUGGAGAAGAAUGGCGCACAAUUUUACCGACUGUAGACGAUAUGGUAUUACUGCAUCCAACAACGCUUGAAAUUCAGUUUCACAAGUGUUUAGUAACAGAUGAUCCUUUGCUACCAAAAAUUCGACUUAUUGGUCAAUUACCAUCAGUGUUUGUCAAUAUAACGGAUAUACGUUUAUUACAAGCUCUUUCUAUUGCUCAAAGUAUACCAUUUCCAAAAGAGGAACAACCUGUAGAACUUCAUAAAUCAUCGCUCAGUAAGUCUCUUUCGCAAUUGUCAUUGUUAAAAGAACUAGCAACAAUUUCUGAAAAGAAGAAAGAAGAAUCUAACGUAACUCCAGUGAGACAAACAACAGAUUUGGAGAUGAGAUUUGAAAUGAAAGAAUUUGCAUUACAAGUCUCAUCCCAGAAGGACAAUGCAAUAAGACCAUUCAUUAAACUUCAAGUAUUGCAGUUAGAGGCAGAAAUGUUACAACGAACGUAUGAUCAGGAAAUAUUAUUAAGAUUAGGUGGUGUUCAAGUGAAGCAACAUUACAAUCAAACUGAAAUAUUUAUGGUAGAUACGCCGAUGUCAUCGGGCAAAGACGAAUAUUUGAUAACGGUACAAUAUAUAAAUGUGAAUAAAAAAUCUCCUGAAUUUACAACGAGACACGGAUCUGUUAUCAAAUUACUAAAAUUGGAAUUUACAACGUUAGAUACUUUGCUACAUCAAGAAGCCCUCAUAAGUUUACUUCAAUUCGUAUCGGUUACGCAGGACAAAAUGAAUGCUAUAGUAGAGAGUAAAAUUGAAAAGGAACAUCAGGCACGUCCACGGCCUAGUCAUCUGACUUCUAUUCAAGAGGAAACAUCUGCAUUCUUUAAGGAACAUAUUCAAAAACAAAAACAAAAGUCGAAUAUACGUCGAAAAAGAACGGUGGUCGAACAUAUAGAUUUAAAAGUUCAAGCAAAGAUUGGAAGUAUUUGUAUGAAAAUAAUUAGCGAUUGUAGAGAAAUCACUGCAUUUUAUAUUACUGGUAUCACUGCCGGAUUUAUGAUGAAAGCUUCUUAUUCUCAAGCGAACAUUAAUUUAUCCUCCAUCAGUAUUACAGAUCUUAAUGCCGCGUCAGCUUAUAGAAAUAUUGUAUCGGUGACAGAUGACACCGAAUCUUUGCAAAUUCAAGUCAUAAUGUAUAACAUUGAACCGUCGGAUGUUGAUAAAAAUAAUAUGGCUAUUACAGUUGUUAUGGGUUGUUAUCGUAUUGUUUUUCUGAACGCGUUCGUUACCAGUAUAAUGAGUUUCUUAAAUAACUUUCAAGCAGCUCAACAAGCCAUAAAAGAUGCAUCGGCAGCUGCUGCAGAAGCUGCAAAGACAAAUAUCAAAGACGUGCAAGAAAGUGCCGCACGCAUCGGGCUUGCGGUGAAAAUUAAGGCUCCUGAUAUAUAUGUACCAAUGCAUUCAAAAAGCGAUCAUUGUCUAACAUUGGACAUGGGUAAUCUUACUAUAUGUAACGUUUUUAAGAAAUUAGAAGUUACGAACGAAGCCGGCGAUUGUCCUAUUGUUGACGAAAUGAAAAUCGAAUUGCAAAAUCUAAAGUUAUCGAGAGUAAAAUUGAAUCUGGAGAAAUUUUCGAUCGAACAUGAAAUAUUAUUGUUGGAACCAGUCAGUUUUACGCUACUUAUGAAACGUAACUUAUCAACAAGUUGGUUUACUUCUAUACCAGAUAUCGAUAUGUCCGGCAGACUAAAUAAAAUUAAUAUAUUGUUAAGCAAGGAAGAUUACACGACUGCGCUGAAAGUGUUGGAAGAAAAUUUAAACGAAACAGUCGAGGAUAAAACAGCAGCGCAUAAUAUUCAUCAGACUGAGAAGAAAUUUGAAGUAGAGGUUGUACAGCACCUUCAAAAUGAAAGAUUUAGGAAAGCUACCGUAGAAGAUUCAGAGGAUAUAGAUUUUCAAGAACAAGUGCAUGUACAUACAUCUAUCAAAUUCGAAUUUGUCAUGGAUAGUCUUGUAAUUAAUCUAUUCACAGGAGGUUCUAAAACGCUGCAGUCUAAAAAUUCUCCGAUUCAUCUACCAGAGAACGGAUUAGCCAAAUUUUGUCUGACUCAUUUUGCGUUGAAAGGUAGAAUAUUUGCCGACGGAUUGAUGGCAACUUCGAUUCUUCUUAUGAAUUGUACUUUGGACGAUAUACGUCAGAGUAGACAAGGUUCUCUUACACGAAUUAUGGAAAGAACAGUAUCGGUAUAUUCUGUCAACGACACAGAAAAAGAAUCGAAGUCUGUCCGUAGUAUGUUGGAUAUGACUAUUCGGCAAAGCUCGAACGACACGUUUGUUGACAUAAGAGUUUUUUCCUUCAGUAUUAUUGUAUCGCUUGAUUAUUUAAUGAAAGUAAAGGACUUUUUCGUGACCGAAUCACCACCGGCAUCGAGUAGUAAAACCAUAUCUCAAAAUGUAUCAAAGAGUUACAAUGAACCAGUGAGUAAAAAAAAGCAAACACCUGCAACGCCGAUUAAAAAGAUGUUAACGAUUAAUGUGCAUAUUGAAAAACCAGAUAUUAUUUUGUUGGAAGAUAUGGAUGAUAUAAAUUCAAAUUGUAUUAUAUUAAACACUGAACUGCUAUUGAAAGUGCGUUUAAUCGAUGAACAUCAAGUGAUAACGGGGUCUAUAAAAGAUUUAUCAAUUUUAGCAGGAAUAUACAAUCCAAUAAAGAGAAGCGACUGGAUAUAUCAGGUACUAAGACCAUGCAGUGUUAGUGUAGCAGGUUCUACACCAGAAGGAAAAGGACUUCACAUAGAGGUUUGUUGUACCGAUAUUCAUGUAUCAGUCUCGCCAGGUGUUAUUGAAAUAUUGAAUAAGGUUGUUCAUACCGCGACAAAAACGGAAGUGAAAAAUGACGAGAUCGUCGUUUCUGAACAAAAUCACGAAGGAUUAUGGAUCAUAACUCCAUUCGAAGAAAGUGAUUUUUGGUUUCUAAAAACAGAAGUAGGUGUAGAAGCUAUAGAAGAUUUUGUUUACUCCGAUGACGAGGAUGCCACAACUUACAAACCAGAAUUAGCAAUAAUUUCUGCACCAACUAUAUUAUUCACGUUGGAAGCAGGCGUUGGUAAUAAAACAUUACCUAUGCUUUUGCUUAAUAUCGGAUUCCAGAGUAACAUUAACGAUUGGAGUACAAAAUCUAUGUGUAUAGAAAGUACGAUGUCGUUAAUAAUGGCAUAUUAUAAUAGUUGUCUUGCAUUAUGGGAACCAUUGAUUGAACCAGUUGAAGGAAUUAAAAAAGGAAAACGAGUUUCGACGCCUUGGGAGCUAAAAACUAAAAUUCAAUUUAACGAUGUAUCAAUGGACUCUAGAGGUAUGAGUGUAAUCAGUCCUACUUCGGAGAGUGAACUAGAAGAAUUUCAUCAGACUUCAAAAAUGUCCAUUGAUGUGAUAUCGACUGAAAACCUGGAAAUAACCGUAACGAAAACCUGUCUUGAUGUGUUGAAACAAUUGGGUAAUGCAUUUUCAUCUGCUAUGGAAUCUAGUGGAAAAGGAAGCGUGAAAAAUGUGGCACCGUAUGUGCUCAAGAACGAAACUGGAUUGGCGAUGGUUUUAAAUUUGCAGCGCAGUCACUUUAAAGUUUUUGAUAAUGGGUCAAAACUUGCGAGUGACAAUUCAGAUUCAUAUAUGGAAGUCAUCCUAGAGUCGGGUGCGUCGGUGGAACUUGCUCCGAAAACAACAAAAACUAAUAUACCUUUGUUGGACCAGUUAAAGACUGAAACCGUUAAAGAAAGAGACGAUGAUAAAUUUAUUAUUUCGUUUAAAGAGAUUCAAUGUACAUUGACCAUUCCUGUUUUGAGAGCCGAUAAAAGAUUUUUCUCGUUGCGAUAUAGAAAAGAAGGUUCCGAGGAGUGGGGUAUUGUUUCUGAUGUUGUAGUCGAUGAAGGAAGUACUAUCGUUACUCUGAGAAGUAUUCUUCAGGUACAUAACCAUUUUAGCGAACCGAUAUCUGUAUAUUACAUGACUAAACGUGGAAAUGAAGUCGAAUGCGUUGGCACUGUCGCUCCAGACAGUAAAUUAAAUCUUCCAUUAGAUGCUGUUUAUACACCGACAAGCAUCUAUUGGCUGUUUUUCAGUGUUGACGGGUACAUGGUUUCGAUAGAACCAUUCGUUUGGAAAGAUCUGCAAAAAACAGUUUCUAUGUCGAAACUUUUAAAAUGCGAAAGUCGAACGAAACAAGAAAUCAUAGAACCAUUUUACAUAAAGAUGAUUUUCAUGAUGAUUGUGGUUGGUAGUAUUUUAUAUAAUAACAACACUAUUGGCUUAUUGUUGAAUGUUAUUAACUGGCGAUCCAUAUUCUGUCGUUUCGUUGAUUGCGUCAAGCGUUUAUGCUUGAAAACUUUACCCUCUGAACAUCCAAAAUAUCUGGAAGCACCUAUUCAGGUUGUCGGUGAAAUAGAACAGGUAUAUUUUGAAAAUACUAGUCGGCAUACAAUGGCAAGUACCAUUUAUAACGUUCACUUAUAUCCAUCCGUGUAUUUGAAAAAUUUUCUGCCUAUCGACAUUAUUAUAUGUUUGCCUGGUGCUGUACAAGAAAAGCUUUUAGAGGCAGGCACAUCUUAUCAGAUCCCUACAAUCGAUCCUGGAAAAUCUAGUAUAAUCAUAAAGCUACCAAAUUAUUUAGAAAAGGAUUGGUCAUGCAGAGGAGAAAUACUAGCUAAUCCGCCGGAAUUUUCUGUUUGGUCUUUUGAAUCUUUUGAUAGCGUUCAUAAAGUUGUCAUGGAUUUAGGAAUGCAUACAUCUUACCAACAUGGUUGUAUUGUUAUGGCAUUGUAUUGUCCAUUUUGGAUGUUGAAUAAGACAGGUUUAAUGUUGUCCUACAGGAAAUCAAGUAAGGGUGGCAAAGAACACUCAAGUCCGAUAAAGACUUUGGUUUGUGGCAUGAAACCUCAUCAACCACGUUCAGAAUACAGGAGGAAGAAAGCUCGUUCGAGUGGAGAAGAUCAUUUAAAUGUAUUGUAUCAUCCUGAAAACUUCAAGGGACCAAUACUGUUUUCAUUUCGCUCCAAAGUAUUUUUUGGUAAGAAGAAGGCAAUGGUUAGAGUGGAAGAUGGUGAAUGGUCUGAAAAGUUUUCGAUAGACGUUGCAGGAAGCGAGGGAGUAGUCGUUUGCAAAUACAAUGGUCUAAUAUAUCAGAUUGGAGUUCACAAUCAGUUGACAUAUAAUUCUUUAACAAAACAGAUCACAUUUACCCCGUACUAUGUACUCAUAAAUAAUUCUAGUCUGUAUAUUGAGUGUCAAGAAGGAGAUCGACCAGCUGAUCCCAUGAUUAAAAUUCCUCCUGGCGAAUGUACAGCUCUUUGGCCUCGUUCUGAACAUGAACAUAAAACCUUAAGAGCUAGAAUCGUGGGUGAUCCCGAGAAAACAGCUCCUUUUCUUUAUACAGAGAGCCACACAACUUUAUUAAAACUAAAUAAUAAGUAUGGAGGGAUUAACGUGGACAUACAAAUGAGCGAAGGCGGAAUUUAUAUCUCUUUAUCUGUUUAUACUUAUGGGAAUGCUCCUGCUUUAAUAAUCAAUCAUACUUCUCAUACAAUCAACUUUUGGGAAAAAGGUUCUUUGAAUGUUAGAUCUGUACAGUCAUAUAAUAAGAUGUUCUAUACUUGGGAAAAUCCGGCAGGACAGCGGAAAUUGGUUUGGGAAGAUAUAAGUAAAAAAGAGAUUGAGGAUACACUUCGAAAGGAUACUUUAGGAACUUUCAAGUUACCAGAUUUGGAAGAAGAAGUAUUUUAUGUGUCAUUUUUGGAUGGUACACAGCGAAUACUUCUCUUUACUACAAAUUUAAAAAUAGCAGAGGAUUGCCAAUUAGCAGGUGAUCUGGAAAUUAUAGAACAAGAUAUAACAAUAAGUAUUCAUGGACUUGGCCUGUCGCUUGUUAAUAAUGUAACCAGAUCAGAAUUAUUAUAUAUGUGUAUAGCUAGUUCUGGAGUGAUAUGGGAAUCACGAAAAUCUGUUAAGCACCUCUGGCGUGGUCUCAGUGCCAGAGAAGUAAAUCUUAUAGAAGAAGGUUAUCAAAAUUAUAUGCUCGAGUUACAAAUAGGUAAAGAUCCGGCACAGAAAGUAAUGCUUGAACCAAAAUUAGAGAUUGACUAUUUUAAUAUGGAAAUGUCUAAACCGCAUCGCCGAUGUUUACGACGCACUUUCCAAACUGGUUUAUGGUUGCAGUAUCGAACAUCAGCGCAUCAAGUGCAAUUACAUGCAAAGAUUAAUCGAUUACAAAUUGAUAAUCAAUUAUCGGAGUGUAUAUUUCCAGUUAUAUUAGCUCCAGUUCCACUUCCCAAAAGUGUUACACAAAGUACUGUUAUGAAACCAUUUGCUGAGCUCAGUAUGGUCAAACGAUUAUUAGAACACAGUAAUGUGCAACAGUUUAGGUACUUUAAAGUUCUCAUACAAGAAUUUCACGUAAAAGUGGAUAUUAUGUUUAUCAAUGCAAUAACGGGGUUGUUUGAGACAAAUGAUGUGAAUGACUUGGAAGAGACUAAAUUAUUUAAAUUGGACAUGAAAUUGGUCGAUGAGCCUUUGAUGUAUCACGUAAGUUUAAUUACAACCGCCGAACAGAAAAAUUUCUUCGAUUUACUUCACUUUUCACCCUUGAAGAUACAUAUAAGUUUUUCAAUGACCGGCAGUAGUAGUGGACCUUCUGCAGUUCCUCAAGUAUUAAACGUAUUAUUACAAGGAAUAGGUGUUACGUUAACUGAUAUUAAUGAUAUUGUUUUCAAAUUAGCGUAUUUUGAAAGAGAAUACAUUUUUAUGACGCAUAAACAGCUUAUUUCUGAAGCUACAACACAUUAUGUAGGACAAGCAAUUAAACAGGCGUAUGUUCUUGUUUUGGGACUAGAUGUAAUUGGCAAUCCGUAUGGACUUGUAGUGGGCACUAUGAAAGGUAUAGAAGAUUUAUUUUAUGAACCUUUCCAAGGUGCCAUACAGGGACCUGGGGAAUUUGCGGAGGGAUUACUUCUCGGUGUGCGAAGUAUGUUAGGUCACACUGUCGGAGGAAUGGCAGGAGCAGUUUCUAAGAUAACUGGAGCUAUGGGCAAAGGUAUAGCUGCUCUGACUUUCGAUAAAGAUUAUCAAAGAAAACGGCAAGAACAACUUAACAAACAGCCUGCCAACUUGCAAGAAGGUCUUGCUCGUAGCGGAAAAGGUUUAGUAAUGGGUGUAGUCGAUGGCGUAACUGGUGUUGUAAUGAAACCUAUAUCAGGUGCUAAAGAGGAAGGGGUAGAAGGAUUUUUCAAAGGAUUUGGAAAAGGCGUUGUUGGUCUUGUUACCAGACCAACUGCUGGUGUUAUAGAUUUUGCUAGUGGUUCAUUUGGCGCCGUGAAACGUGCUACCGAAUUAAAUGAAGAAGUAAAGAAAGUAAGACCGCCUAGAUUUUUACAACCGGAUAAUUUAGUUAGACCAUACAUACGAGAAGAAGCUGAGGGACAUAAAAUUUUAAAUGAAUUGGAAAAAGGAAAAUACGCCAACACUGAUAUUUAUUUUUACCAUACUUACGUUAAUAAGGAUGUGUUAUUACUUACCGACAAAAGAAUAACAUACAUCGAACAUAGUGACUUAUUUGGUGGAUGGCGGGUGGAUUGGGCUCAUACAUGGCAAGAAAUGAGUGAAUCGCCGAAGAUUGUCGAUAAAGGAGUUCAAAUAUUUAUCAAAGAUGGUUCUAAAAAGAAAAAAUUAGGAAGCUUAUUUGGUAGCGCAGAUCAGUCAAAAAUAAUUUUAAUAUACGAUUACAAUACGAGACAGCUUUUAUACAAUAAGAUUCAAGAGCAAAUUAAUCAAUCCGGAUUAUAAUGAUACCAAAAAUAAAAGUACUAAAUACAGAUAAUAUGCAUAUGAUAUGAUAUUUAAAACAGUUCAUUAAACUAAUAGUGCCUAGCAUUUUAAACUUACACUAAGCUUUGCAAGCUGUUUUUUCAUUACAAAUAUUUUCUAUGGACACUAUUCACAAGACUGAUGUUCAAUCAGAAUCAACCGAAAUUAGAAGAGAUUCGAUAUGUAGUUUCAUGUGUAUUAUGAUCUGAUUUGGACUUUAAAGUUACAUCUUUUAUGUUUUGUUAUUAUUUUUGUCAUGGAAUACGCUACUUUUAAUAUUUUUAAAUAUUGUAAGUUUGCGUUCAUCAUUAAUACGUUAUCAUGACAAUCCUAGUUUCAUAAAUACAGAAUAAGGUAGUAUAAUAUUUAUGCAUCCAAUCAAAUUUAUAACUUUUAACAGUUUGCUGUUAUUGUAUAGUGAGAUCAUAUUUUUAUACUAUUUGUUGAUAUAUUAAGGAUUAAUUUGAUAUAUACAUAUAGUUAAACAUGCAAAGAUGCAAACUUAAACGCACAUUUUAUAUUCAAGUAAACUUUUAUAUGUACUUGUAUAACUGUUGUUGUUAUACACAUACAUAUAGAAUGUUUCUACGUAUUUUUGUUAAGUAUUCUUUACUGAAUUAGACAUUAUACGUCACUUUUUUGUAUAGCUCUUUUACACAUUACUUACGUUACAUUUUAUAUAAAACUGUUAUAUCUCCAAACGUUUGAUAAUUUAAUUACGAAUUAAGAUCAAUACGACAUUACCAAAUCUUAGAAACAUUCUGUGUGUUUGUUAAUAAUGCACAUUUUUUGUUAAAAAAACAGUUAUACAAUUAACCGUAUAAUUGAAGCGGUAGAAAAUGAGAAACUCCAAAGAUAUUUGCUACAUCUUCCACCAUUUAUAAGACACGUUAUUAUAUAAUUCAAAUUAUCUUUAAAAUAAUAUGCUAUCGUUACGUUAUUGUUAAAGAGAGAUAUAUGCAUAUUAUUAUAUAUUUACUUGUAUAAAGGAUGUAUAUUAUAACGAAUGAAUUAAACAAAUUUUCGCUUUC